Molecule: messenger RNA, 2388 nt
Organism: Pelobates cultripes (western spadefoot toad)
Lineage: Eukaryota; Metazoa; Chordata; Amphibia; Anura; Pelobatidae
Source: the annotation of a GenBank genome assembly
UUUUUCCAUUCUUUUUCUCCAUCAUUUUUGUUCUUUUUAACAUAUUUUCCCCUACUGGUUCUGAGGCCUUCCUCAGAUUAUGUUUUCCUUAAAUUUCCUCCUCACCAUGACUUUCCGUCGGGGAAUUAUACUCUUAUUCCUGUUAAAUUUUAUUAUGUUAUUUUUCUUUCUGUUUCUUUCUUUAAAUGAUCACUCCAUCUCCAUCUCACAUUCCCCUACUUCUAAGAGGGAAAAAAUACACCUCCUUAUUGUCUCUUCCUGGCGUUCUGGUUCUUCAUUCUUAGGACAGAUCUUCAAUCAGCACAAUGAUGUCUUUUAUUUAUAUGAACCUGGGCAUCCCAUCUGGAUGAGAUUAAAGCAAGAGUCGGCUGAGCUACUUCAGUAUACUGUCAGGGACCUGCUGCGAUCACUCUUUAACUGUAAUGUAUCUCCUCUCCACCCAUAUCUCCCCAGUAGGGUGCAGCGUAUCUCGCACAUAGACUUCUUUUCUGAGAGUCGAGCACUCUGCUCCCCUCCCGCUUGCUCAUCUUUAAUUCAUUUAGAGAGCUAUGACCAAACAACUUGCUAUCAUCGUUGUGGGAAUGCUUCCCUAGACAGGAUGGAAGAGUCAUGUAGGUCUUACAGUCAUGUGGUGAUAAAAACUGUGAGGGUCUUCGAUUUUUCUGUCCUUCUGCCUCUCCUCCAGGACCCUACAUUGAACUUGAAGAUCCUACAUCUGGUGAGAGACCCAAGAGCUGUGGCUGCAUCAAGGAAAAAAGGAAAAUAUUAUCUCAGUAUAGAUGACAAUAUUGUCAUUAAAGAUGGAAUGGAUGGAAAGAAACUCAGCCAGGAUCAAGUCAUGAUGAAGAUCUGCAAAAGCCAGGUUGCCAUCUACAAGGAAGCCAAGUCAUCUGGAAUGUUCAGUCGGGGGCGUUAUAUGCUCAUACGCCAUGAAGAUCUUGCAAUGGAACCUUUGGCAAAUGCCAAAAGACUUUUAAAGUAUGCAGGUCUUCAUUUGACAUCAGAUCUGGAGAAAUGGAUAUAUAACGUGACCCAUCAUGAUAUAAAACAACUUAAUGAUUUUUUGUCAUUCUCCAGGGAGGCUGCUAAAGUCAUUCAGAAGUGGAGGGGUGAACUGGAUUUUAAGAUGGUAAAAAAUAUUGAAAAAUAUUGCAAGGGGGCAAUGAAGGCCUUUGGUUACUUGCCUUUGAACUCAGAGAAAGAAAUGAAAAACCUGACUUUGAAUUUGAUAACAAAUAUUAAGGAAGAACCCCUUUAAAAUGUUGGAGAAGUACAAAAAGCAGCUGAGAAAAAAACAUAUUGCACAAUUUUUUCAAACAUUUUAGAAAUGGAUGAAAAAACACAUCAUGUCAAAAUUUUAUCUCGUGUCAAGAAAUGGCUGAAUUAUUUGUGAUGGUAGCAAAUAUACUAAGGCAACGUAUGGUGGUUAUGUAUAAUGAGCAAUCCUGUGGUAAAUUUUCUAGAAAUUGAGUAAGCACUAUCUGAACUGCUGCAAUGUUGCUUCACAUCUCCUGAAAACAAGCCCUAGCUUAUUUGGGAGAGGCGGAGGGGGGAGAGGGGGCGCUCCUAAAAUAAGCUCUACCCUGAAAAUAAGCCGUAGUCGCUAUUCACAAGUUUGCUAACCUAUGUUCGGGGAAGUUUCCCUGAACACAGAUUCACAUGAUUCUAUGCGCUAGUAAGCUAAUCUAUGUCCGGGUAAGUUUCCUCGCCCAUAGAUUCGCAGGAUUCCAUGCACUAGUAAACUGGUCUAUGUUCGGGGAAUUCCCCUGAAUGUAAACCCUCCUUCUAGCACACGCUUGCCUCGAAAUAAGGCAUCCCCAAAAAAUAAGCCCUAGUGGAUUUUUUCAGGGGAAAAUGAAUAUAAGACCCUGUCUUAUUUUCAGGGAAAGACGGUGAAAUGUAGUAUAAUCUAUCAAAAUUGGUAAAAGGGGGCAGGGAGGGGUGCUAUUUUGUAGUGGUUUGACAAAAAAAACAGGACUUUUUCUAUAACCCAUAGCCCUUACCCUCUGCAGCAGCAUUGCUAAUACACAAAUUUCACUUUAUCAAGUACAACCCAUGCAUUAAGUAUGAGUAGUCCAGAGUCUAACCAUGUCUAGUCCACCAUCCACAUUGUUAAACAAGCUUCCAGUGGCCCCAGCAGUUACUGUGAAUAUUUAGAUGCCAAAAUAUUGAGUUGCAGCAUUCCAGGACUGAGUUCAUUUGUUCGUUAUAACAACAGCUAUUGUUGUUAUAGCUUGUUAACCAAGUGUCUAUGUUUAAUAUAUAUGAUGUUCCAUUAACAUCUCAAUAAUAUUGGUUAUUUAUGGUUGAGUGUUCAGAAAUAAUUACUGAACAGAAAUGGCUAUUUAUGUAUUUUGUACAUACGUUAAUACAUUGUUUGUAAUUUGG